AUGUGCACAUCACUGGCACACAAACUCAAGAUGGUUUCCAACAUCAAGACCGACCCAGAGAACAUGUCUCUCUCACAAACAAUGCUUCACAUGGACCACCACUCACAAUCAAGGCAUAUCCCAGGAUCUCUUUUGGCCUCAAGAACAACCCAGGAUGAUGAACUUUCGAGCCAGGAUAACUUCUCCUUGUGUUCAAGUACUGCCCAAAGUCGUGACACUUCCGACUUGAAGCCAUGGACUCUGAAUGAUAUGGAUUCCACUGAUAGCCAUUCCAUCGCAUCAACAAAACCAGACUCCCCGGCCGUUCAGAUGCUCUCCUUUUCAUUAUCUCAACAUGCCCUUCUCCACAGCGCUAUGGGCGCUAGCGACAUCAUGUACUCGGCUGGUUCCGAGUUCCACGGUCUUCCCGACGUUGACCAGCACGAUUUGGAUUUCUCAAAGGCCCAGGACUUCAACAACCACUACACUUCCCUUUUUGAUUUCUCUGCCUUUGAGAAUGAUGUCAACGGCCACAAUGGCACUCACCCAUCUUGCACCCCAGACCACGGUUCUCCCGUAGGUGACAGUCAGCUCGCUCACGGCGAUGCGUGGAACAUGGUCUCUGACAGCCGAUUCAACCAAGGAUCAACCAUGGACCACUUCACUGGCAACGUUUUCCAGCACAUGCCUGUCUCUCCACCAUUGACAGAAGCAAGCAAUGAUGUUUCUGUUUCUUCGGCCUGCUCCCACUCUGGUUACCCAGCAUUCAUGUCCCAUGAGGAAGCCAUGUUGAAGGAUAUCACAGCCACUCCCGUUCAAGGAAUCAACCUAGGAGACCCCAUCUUCCCACUCACGCCACCUCUCAAGGAGCAGGAUCCCAACAGAACCAUCCGCCCAGCUAAAAGUGCACCUAGGCCAGCAAUUCAAUUGUCCCCAUCCCAGCAAUCGGUGAAGCAGGAUUCCGAGUUCUUCCCGCCCCUUCCAGUCAAGGAGCCCAUCAGACCAAGAUCCAAGGAUGGUAGUGAGUCGCGAAACCCACGCGACCACCCUUAUUAUUCUUUGCCGACCCACAAUGAUGGAAAAUACUACUGUCCAUUUGCCAAUGGAGACAAGCCUUGCAACCACCCUCCCACUACCCAGAAGUGUGCUUACCAUAAAUACCUGGACUCUCAUCUCAAGCCGUACCGCUGCAGGGCCCCCGGCUGCAUGGAUGCUCAGCUCCAAUUCUCCUCCAACGCUUGCCUCUUCCGUCAUGAGCGCGAAGCCCAUGGACUCCACGGCCACGGAGACAACCCCCACCUUUGCCUUUUCGAAGGAUGCGACCGCUCCAUUCCUGGAUACGGCUUCCCCCGCCGCUGGAACCUGUUUGACCACAUGAGGAGAGUGCAUGACUACGCCUCUUCCGAGCGCCCAAGCUCGCCAGAUGCUUCUCCCACCACUGCGGCGACCAAGAAGAAGGAAACUACCGGACGCAAGCGCCGAGUUGCCGGCGUCAGCGGCGCCCAGACCAUGAAGCGCACCCGGUCCACUCAGUCUCAGACCAACACACUGAAGGCUAUUCAGCAGACUGCUGCCCACCACGGUCAGAAUCUGCAAGCUGCUGAGCGCAACUACUACAACUGCCACGCUCGCCUCCUCGAGCAGCUCAGCAGCAUCACACCCCAGGACUCUGCCAUGCACGACAAGGUCAAUGCCAGCCUUCAGGAAUUGAUGACUCUUGGAAUCACCUACCGCCAGGCUCAAGCCAGCCAGGCCGUCGCCCAAAUUGCCAAUGGACUCCCUGCAUGA
Aspergillus calidoustus is the source of this 1767-nucleotide messenger RNA. NCBI's taxonomy places the organism in Eukaryota, Fungi, Ascomycota, Eurotiomycetes, Eurotiales, Aspergillaceae. The record is from the annotation of a GenBank genome assembly.